Molecule: messenger RNA, 435 nt
Organism: Serpula lacrymans var. lacrymans S7.9
Lineage: Eukaryota; Fungi; Basidiomycota; Agaricomycetes; Boletales; Serpulaceae
Exons: 1
Biological process (GO): protein phosphorylation
Molecular function (GO): ATP binding; protein kinase activity
Source: RefSeq, a predicted model, not a curated record
AUGCAGGAGGAGCGCAGAGAGGAAGCAGACGCCGAAAGACCCUACGCUAUAUACCGAGCAAAGAUGAUUGAUUCGGAUGGCGAGGCGGAUGUCGUAGUUAAGUUUACCGCGAGGUAUAACAAAGCGGCGCAUAAACUUCUGGAAACAGAACAACUAGCUCCCAGAUUGCGAUACUUUGCUCGCCUUAUCAGCGACCAUUGUAUGGUCGUGACGGACUACGUUGAGAGUCUUCCGUUAUCUGAUUGUCCGAAACAGAAGAACUACCUCGAUAUCCUUGACCGCGUUGAGAGGGCGGUGCAGUUGCUCCACAGGGGAGAUUUGGUGUUUGGAGACCUCCGUCCUCAGAAUAUCGUACUCCAUCCAAAAGAAGGAGCCAUGCUGAUCGAUUUCGACUUCGCUGGAACGCAUGGUGUUGAUAGGUAUCCUGCAUCUUUU